ACGUGGUGCGUGCGCGUUCCCGUGAUGCAGUGGUAAACAUGGCAGCAGCCGCCGGAUCAGGCAUCACGGUUCCUCGCAACUUUCGGCUGCUGGAGGAACUGGAAGAAGGUCAGAAAGGGGGUGGAGACGGAAUCGUAAGCUGGGGUCUGGAAAAUGACGAGGACAUGAUGCUGAGCCACUGGAAUGGAAUGAUCAUCGGUCCCCCGAAGACGGUUUAUGAAGGCAGAAUGUACAGCCUGAAGAUCGACUGUGGCUCCCGGUACCCAGAACAUCCACCUCACGUGCGCUUCAUCAACAAGAUCAACAUGACUGGUGUGAACAGUUCAACCGGAGUGGUGGACCUGAAGUCCGUGCCGUCUCUGUCUCGGUGGAAGAACUCCAACAACAUCAAGAUGGUGCUGCUGGAGCUGCGGCAGCACAUGAUGUUGAAGGAGAACAGCCGUCUGUCACAGCCGCCAGAAGGCCAGGUGUUUCGCAACUGAGGCUCCUGCUGCUCAGCAACCCCGCCUUUGCCUGUCACACGUGCGCACACCCACCACCGACCUUCAUCCCCUUCUUUUUGGGGAGGGGCAAUGCAGAGGAGCCUCCUCCAUCCUUCCUUCCUGCGUGGACGCUUCAUCUUGACCAUCAGGACCCCCCACCUUCUGUGAUGUCUGUGUUCUUCUGUAGAUCAUGAAAUGAGUGAAUGGAUGCAGCUGCCAAAUCUUCACAUCAGAUCAAGCUUUACAUUUCCAGAAGGGUUAAAGGUUGUUUUUAUUUCCCCACUAAUGUCAGGAUUCUUAAAGAAUAAACAAAUCUCCACCCAUUGACCUGACAUCUCUAAAUUAUUGAUCUCCCUCCCUCCAUACUGAGUUUGACCCCCGCAUGUCCACUUCAGAGGAAGAAACGAUGCUGAAAUGCGGUGUUUGUAUCAGCAGAACCAUGGUGCCUCGUUCUUUCCCGUCUCUGUGCCAUCAGUGCGCUGCUGGGGGGCAGUUUCUGUUUUCUGUUUUGGGAUCACCACUGUAUUCUGAUGUGUGUGCAGAAGGGGGCGCUGUGCCUCCUGUUUACUGUUUGUAUUUCCUCUCUUUGGUCUGGGCUGCCUGUGUUUCUGUACGCCUCUGGAUGUUUAUUUUCUAACUGGGUGAAUCUUAUCAGGGUGGCGGUGUCCUGUCGCAUGGUUUCAUUUGAAUUAAACAUUAUUACUUUUGCA
Messenger RNA from Oryzias latipes (Japanese medaka), 1192 nucleotides. RefSeq names its product ubiquitin-conjugating enzyme E2 variant 1. Lineage: Eukaryota; Metazoa; Chordata; Actinopteri; Beloniformes; Adrianichthyidae. The record is from RefSeq and is a predicted model, not a curated record.